AUGUUGUCUAGACUAUCGCCAUGUAGUAGACGUAUCCCUGUAAGAUUUUCAUCAAAUGGAUCGAAUGAACCGGAUUUGUCGGAUCCAAAAAUGUUGGCUCUGCAUAAAAUGUAUCGCCCGGAAAGAAUUACGCCAUCGAAACGUGGAAUUGAUUUGUUGAAAACACCAGGGUUGAAUAAGGUUGGUCAAUUUCUAACGACCUUUUUUGAAACUCUUACAGUUUUAGGGAAUGGCAUUUUCAUUGGAAGAACGUCAAUAUCUUGGUAUCCAUGGACUUUUGCCGCCAGCUUUUAUGACUGAAGAACAACAGGCAUAUAGAAUUAUGACGAAACUUCGUCAACAACCGGAUAAUCUGGCAAAGUAUGCAUUUUUUUAAUUUUUCAUAGAGAGGGAUAAGGCAUGAAUUAUAUUUUAUCAAGAACUAAGACAAGGAGAAUUCUGUUAAUCAAAUUAAAUUUUUUAAAUCUCUAGGUGUUUUGAAAAGAUAACUUGAGACUUGAUAGUUCUCUUACCUUCUCCUAUUUUGACUUACCUACUAGGAUUUAAUCAAUAUUUUUCAGAUAUGUCCAAUUGGAUUCUCUUCACGAUCGUAAUGAGAAAUUGUUUUAUCGUGUUUUGACUGAAAAUGUAAAAGAACUCAUGCCAAUUGUUUAUACUCCAACAGUCGGACAAGCUUGUCAACAUUUCGGAUUUAUCUACCGUAAUCCAAAAGGUCUUUAUAUUACUAUCAAUGAUAAUAGUAUCAGUAAGAUUUAUCAUAUUUUGGCUAAUUGGCAUACCGAAAAUGUCAAGGUUCGUUGUUUUUGUUGUCAAUUAUUCCAAAAGUUUCAUCAUUUUUUCAUUUAGGCAAUUGUAAUCACUGAUGGUGAACGUAUUUUGGGACUUGGAGAUUUGGGAACAUAUGGAAUUGGUAUUCCUGUUGGAAAACUUUCUCUUUAUGUUGCUUUAGCUGGAAUUCGUCCAGAAUGGUGUCUUCCAGUUAUUUUGGAUGUUGGAACUGAUAAUGGCGAAUUAUUGAAUGAUCCAUUCUACACCGGACUUCGUCGUAAACGUGUUCGUGGUCCAGAAUAUGACACUCUUGUUGAUAAUUUCAUGAAAGCCGCAACAAAACGAUUUGGAAGAGAUACACUCAUUCAAUUCGAAGAUUUUGGAAAUCAAAAUGCUUAUAGACUUCUUGAUAGAUACAAGGGUGAAUAUUGUAUGUUCAAUGAUGAUAUUCAAGGAACUGCUGCUGUUGUUGUUGCUGGUUUAUUGGCAAGUACUCGAGUAACAAAAAAGAAGAUGUCACAAGAAAAAUUUGUAUUCUUGGGAGCUGGUGGAGCUGCAACUGGAGUUGCUGAAAUGUGUGUAAGACAAAUGAUGGAUGAAGGAUUGACUGAAGAAGAAGCUUGUGCGCGUAUUUAUAUGGUUGAUAUUGAUGGUUUGAUCACCAAGAAUAGAAUCAAGAAUUUGGGAGAGAGACAUAUCAAAUUCGCCAAAGAUUUGCCAGACACUAAAAAUCUUCUCGAAAUUGUGAAAACAGUCAAGCCGGGUGCAUUGAUUGGUGCUUCAACAGUUGCUGGAGCAUUCACUGAAGAAAUCUUGAAAGAAAUGGCUGCAAAUAAUCCAAGACCAAUUGUUUUCGCUCUUUCAAAUCCAACAAGCAAAGCUGAAUGUACAGCUGAAGCUGCCUAUAGAUGCACUAACGUAUGUUUGAUCAGAAAAUUCUGAAACUAAUUUGAAUUUUUCUAGGGAACAGUUCUUUUUGCAUCUGGAUCACCAUUCGAUAACGUUGAAUUGAAUGGAAAAUUGUUCAAACCAGGACAAGGAAAUAAUGCUUACAUCUUCCCAGGAGUUGCUCUUGGAGCCAUUCUUUUCUGCACCAAACAUAUUCCAGACAAAUUGUUCCUCAUUGCCGCAAGAGUCAGUGAUUUCGAAAUUAUAUUUUCUAUUUUUCAAGUUCUUUUUUUUUCAGAUGGUUGCCGAAGCAGUCAGUGAGAAAUCACUCAACACUUAUUCUCGUGUUUAUCCACGUCUCAAAGAUAUUCGAGAAUUGUCGGUUCAAAUUGCAAUUGCUGUUGGAGAAUAUUGCUAUAAACACGAUUUGGCCACACUUCAUCCAAAACCUGAAGAUAUGGUAGGAUUUUGUAUAUUUUUUUCAAGGGGAACUUUUUGGAACUCGAAAGUUGCUAUAAAUGUUAGAGUUGGGAAAUAAUUAGUAAUAUAGUUUAUUUUGUACUUGAACUUUAAACGAAUUUUUAUCAAAAAUCGAUAAUUUAAGAGUUUUCAUCCAAAUUUUGAGAAUUUUGGUAUCGACUUAUUGUCAAUAAAAAAAAUAAUGAUAUUGAAAAAAAUAUUUGAUAGUAAAUUAUAUCAAAAUUUUGAAACAUAUUCUUUUGUUUUUAUAAAGUUAGAAUCUGCGAAUCAAAUUUUGACUCAAAACUUUUGAGGAGAUGAACGUUUUGAGGAGCUUAAAUUAAAAUAGUUGAUUAUCAAGUUUUUACAGCUGAAAAUGAAAAAGGAAGGGGGGGGGCAGUAAUUUUCAAAAGUUGGGGUUUGAAACGGUGCUAUGCGACGUAUGGACUCACAUUAAUUUUUGGAAAAAAAAUUAGAAUCAUAAUUUUCAGACCCUACUGUAAAAGUUUUGAAUGGUUCCAAUCAAUGAUUCCAAAUAUUCCCAUCUUUUUACAGUAUUUCAAAGUUAAUUUCUUUUUUUUCAGGAAAUGUUCAUUCGUCAAAACGUUUAUAGUGUUGAAUAUGAUGAUUUGAUCAAUGCAACAUAUGAAUGGCCAGCAAAAGACACCAAACACGGAUUCCCGGUUCCAGUUUUGAGAAGAACUUCAAUGGAUGAUGAAUAA
Molecule: messenger RNA, 2837 nt
Organism: Caenorhabditis angaria
Lineage: Eukaryota; Metazoa; Nematoda; Chromadorea; Rhabditida; Rhabditidae
Source: the annotation of a GenBank genome assembly